Molecule: messenger RNA, 1714 nt
Organism: Hypoxylon fragiforme
Lineage: Eukaryota; Fungi; Ascomycota; Sordariomycetes; Xylariales; Hypoxylaceae
Product: sterol-4-alpha-carboxylate 3-dehydrogenase
Exons: 2
Coding region: 379-1506 (375 amino acids)
Biological process (GO): steroid biosynthetic process
Molecular function (GO): 3-beta-hydroxy-Delta5-steroid dehydrogenase (NAD+) activity
Source: RefSeq, a predicted model, not a curated record
CCAGGAACGGGACCCACUUCCCUUUUCUGUUUCCUUUUUUUUUCUUUUCUUAUUUCUUAAUUUAAGAUCUUCAACCACCCGGCUCUUCUAGUGCGCCGUAAAAUGGGACCCGGCUUGUUGUUACAUGGAUACCUACUAAAUAUACAUAGGUAUGUAUUUCGAACAGGUCUCCAGUUCUACUAGGCUGAUACAUAGGACAUCUGGAAUGUUAGGUAUCGCUAGGCGGUCAAUGUUCUCUCUCUAGCUCUCCCAGAUCAGUCCCGUCAUCAGUCCUCUAACCUACAAAGUACCAUACCAUCUUUACCUCAGCAAUAAAUACCCAGUAUACUACCUAGUAGUAUAGUAUAGCAUUAUCAUCGUCCUUGUUUUCUCAUCACCAUGUCCGAAUCCAUAGCACAACCCCUAUUAGGCAAAGUCCUCGUUAUUGGUGGAUGUGGCUUUCUCGGCCACCACGUUGUCGACCUACUCCUACGCGACUGGAAGUGCACCGUUUCUGUAGUCGACCUUACCUGCCAGCGCAAUCGAAGACCCGACUCAGACAAUGUCCAAUACGUCGAAGCAGACAUCACCGAUCUUGACAACCUAGUCAAGGUUUUCGGAAAGCUGAAGCCCGAUGUUGUCAUCCACACGGCGUCGCCUCCAGCACAGGGCCUUGGCGCUGUCGCCAACGAUGUGUUCAGGAAGGUCAACGUAGAAGGAACUCGAGCCAUCAUUUCCGCCUGCCAACAAAAUGAUGUCAAAGCCUUAGUAUACACGAGCUCUGCUAGCGUCAUGAGUAAUAAUAAAGAUGACCUCGUGAACGCGAAUGAAGACUUUCCAGUCAUUAGAGGUAAAAUGCAGACGGAAUACUACUCUGAGACAAAGGCGCACGCCGAGAAGCUUGUUUUAGAGGCGAACCGCAACGAGGGCAGCGACUUACUGACUGUAGCUAUUCGACCAUCCGGCAUAUUUGGCGAGGGCGACAAGCAACUGGUCUUCCACACUGUCAACAUCCUACGCGAAGGGAAGGAUAGGAUACAAGUUGGCGCGAAUGAAAACUUGUUUGACUUUACCUACGUCCAGAAUGUAGCGCACGCCCACCUGCUAGCCGCCCGAGCCCUACUUGUAACGCACGCGUCUUCCACCGCGCCCCUCGAUCACGAAAAAGUCGACGGCGAAGCCUUCAUAAUAACGAACGACAGCCCUGUCUACUUCUGGGACUUCAUGCGUGCCAUAUUCCACGCGGCCGGAUCACCAAAGGGAACCGACCACGUCUGGGCCAUGAGCCGGGAAUUUGGCCUUUUCCUAGGGCUUCUAAGCGAGUUCGCCUUCACACUCCUUAGGAAGGAACCCACCUUCAACCGCCAGCGCAUCAUAUACAGCACCAUGACGAGGUACUACGACAUCUCCAAGGCGAAGCGCCGUCUCGGCUACCGACCCCUAGUGAGCCUUAGUGAAGGUGUAAAGAGGACAGUCAAAUGGACUCUGGACCAGGAGAAGAAGAAUGCCACCCCUGCAAAAUCAUGAGGUGGAUAUACUACAUUCUUCAAAGGGGGGGGUGCUCUCAAAAUUGGUUGUAUUGUAUAUAUAUAUGGAUGUAUAAGGUACCCUGGUGUUGCUAAUGGGAAAAAAAAACCCCUCUUAAUACGGUGAAUAUUGAGUUGAGGAGUAAUUGGAUUAUUCUCUACCACACAGACAGUAGUAGCAACGAAUUAAACAUCAUGGAUCAGGCAUA